UGAUGCGUGUGGCUAUUUUAUUGUUUGAGCAGCCAUAUUAUUUUUUUUUGCUAUGAACAAUAUUUAAAAUGGAUUUUAAUAAAUGGUAACCGUCGUUCAUGGUAUCAGAAAUGAUCAGUCAGCUUUGUUUAGUCAAUUUUUUUUAUUGUGCACACGUAGCAACAAACAAAUGAUCCAAGUACUUGUAGUGUUACAAAUUGGAACAGAAUUCUGUAUAGUGCAACCUUGAUGGUUUUCCAUUAGAAUUUCGGCAUCAAGAAUUACAAACCUUUGAAUGAUUAGGAAAAUAUUCUUACAGAGCUUUACAUGUGGUAUUAUUGGGCACCAUGUCAUUCUUAAGAGGAUCUGCCAAUUAUGUGUGGUGCACAACAAGUGUUCUGGGCAAAGGAGCUACUGGAGCUGUUUUUCAAGGAGUGAAUAAGAAUAACGGCGAGCCUGUAGCUGUUAAGACCUUCAACCAAGUCAGUCAUAUGCGUCCGCAUGACGUGCAAAUGCGAGAGUUUGAAGUUCUGCGAAAAGUAAAGCAUGAAAACAUUGUCAAGUUAUUAGCCAUUGAAGAAGAACAAGAUGGUCGUGGAAAAGUUAUUGUCAUGGAAUUGUGUACAGGAGGUAGCUUGUUCAAUAUCUUGGAUGAUCCAGAAAAUACUUAUGGCCUAGCGGAAGAAGAGUUUCUACUUGUUUUGGAACACUUGUCAGCUGGUAUGAAACACUUGAGGGACAACAAUUUGGUUCACAGAGAUCUGAAACCAGGAAACAUUAUGAAGUUCAUUGCUGAUGAUGGGAGUACAAUUUAUAAACUCACCGAUUUCGGAGCUGCCAGAGAACUGCAGGAGGAUCAGCAAUUCAUGUCUUUGUAUGGUACGGAAGAAUAUCUACAUCCUGAUAUGUACGAAAGAGCAGUACUUAGAAAACCCAUGGGAAAAAGUUUUGGUGCCACAGUAGAUCUUUGGUCUAUAGGUGUAACCUUGUAUCAUGUGGCAACAGGCCAAUUACCAUUUAGGCCUUAUGGUGGACGUAGAAACAGAGAAACAAUGUUUUACAUAACUACGAAAAAAUCGUCAGGUGUGAUAGCUGGUGCUCAGACAUCGGAAAACGGCCCUAUCGAUUGGAGUAGAGAAUUACCGUCUACUUGUCGUCUAAGUGCUGGCUUGAAAAGAUAUGUUACUUCACUGUUAGCUGGUCUUUUGGAAGUGGAUCAACAAAAAAUUUGGAGUUUUGAUAGGUUUUUUUCUAAAGUGACCGACACUCUUUGCAGAAGACCAGCAAUCAAUAUUUUCGAUGUUCAUGGGGGAAGUUUGAUUAAAGUGUACUUACAUCCAGAAGAAGAACGUUUUGCUGCACUCCAAGCACAUAUCCAUGAGCAAACAGGUGCUCCUCCCAGAGCCCAAAUACUUCUGAAAAGUCAAACUCCGAUUCUACAACUAGUGGAAGAAUCGACACCUGGCAAGGGCUACCCUUUGACCACCGUAGAUGAUCCGUUGUUUUUAUUUUCAAAAGAAAAUAACAAUGUUGUAACGCCUGCGGACUCGGAGCUUCCUAAAUUUCCAGUUUUUGGCGCUGUAGUGUCAGUGGAAAAUGACGCUAGUCAAGCGAAAACUGCAUGUUCGGUUGGGCACGAAUGCAAAAGAAGGAUCGACAAAGUAGCUAGGUGUAGUAAACUGUCGCAAGAUGCAGUCACAGCAUUUGUUAGUUACUUAACGCUGGAAAUCAGUAAAUCGCUGGAUAAGUGCCAAAGGGCCAAAGAUAUGACCAAGGCUGUUGAAGAUUUAACCAUAGCCGUUGAACGAGGGGAAACCAUAGCAAAACAAGUUUUCAUGGGUAUUCAAACACACCAAGGAUCAGCUUCUUCGAUUUCUUCUUCAUUAACGUCAACAAAUUUGGCAUCGACCACGCAAAAUACGACUUCAUCGUUGUCGUUUGAAGUAAAAAAUUGGAAGAAAGAAUUGGAUCUCAAGAGCAAAGAGCUUUUUGGAGAGCUUGCGCCAGCAAUAACUCAAUUUCAUCAAAGGUAUGUUAAAGAAAAUUGCUUGAAGAGCGAGUGGGAUACAAAUACGCGCGCGUUAUGGUGUCCUUGGUCAGGAAAAGCCAGUCAACGGGCAGCUACGUUGGUCGAUUGCUUGAGAGAUGGGUGGCAACAUCUCUUGCGAGACCGAGCCACGCGAAGUCUCACUUACAACGACGAACAGUUUCACGUUUUGGAACGAAUCAAGGUCACCGAGACUGGACGUCGUAUGAAGGAGCUAUUGGAGAAGCAGGUGACCCCGGCAAUAACUCAGCGCUCCGAGUGCCUCGCUGAUUGGUACAAAAUGGCUCAAACAGUUUUUCUGCAGACCCAAAUUUUGGACAGUGACAUAGAUAAUUACGAGCUCGCCUUGGAUAGUUUCUUGUUGCGGUUGUCACAAGAGAGCAAGGAGCGCUAUGAAUACAUUUGUCGGACGUUAGAUGAUUGGUUGCCCAUGAUCGGUAAACAGUUCAACAAAGGUACCAAAAAAUCUCAGACUGAGUUUGAUGAACAUAAAAAACGGCGGGCUAUGCUGGAGGAAGACAAGUGGCAAGACAUUUAUUCAAUGCAGGAAGAGAUACUCACGAUAUUGUGCACAAAUGAAUUGCUCGUAGAAGAUAUCGUCAAGACUACAGCGCAGUUGGCAGCCACUGAGGAGGAGCUGCAAACGUUAGAUUUGAAUGAGUAGGUAAUGCGCAUGCGAAGCACGGUGAUUGUUUUUUUUGUCAAACAAUGUUUGUUGAAAGUGUUAAAUUUUAUAAAAAUCUAGCAC
Molecule: messenger RNA, 2774 nt
Organism: Copidosoma floridanum
Lineage: Eukaryota; Metazoa; Arthropoda; Insecta; Hymenoptera; Encyrtidae
Gene: IKKepsilon
Product: I-kappaB kinase epsilon
Biological process (GO): peptidyl-serine phosphorylation
Cellular component (GO): cytoplasm
Molecular function (GO): ATP binding; protein serine/threonine kinase activity
Source: RefSeq, a predicted model, not a curated record